Aplosporella prunicola CBS 121167 is the source of this 3618-nucleotide messenger RNA. RefSeq lists its product as uncharacterized. The transcript has 4 exons. Lineage: Eukaryota; Fungi; Ascomycota; Dothideomycetes; Botryosphaeriales; Aplosporellaceae. Gene Ontology annotation, biological process: AMP metabolic process; IMP salvage. The record is from RefSeq and is a predicted model, not a curated record. Gene Ontology annotation, molecular function: AMP deaminase activity. Bases 52 to 3435 code for a protein of 1127 amino acids. Gene Ontology annotation, cellular component: cytosol.
UCCGCGACAGCUUUACCAGGCGCCGCGCCUCCCAACCCUGCUCGAGAAAAAAUGUCGAAAGCUACGCUGCCGCAGUCGCCCGACGACUCGCCCUACAUCGACCCCGUCGCUGGCUCCUCGUCCGAGGAGGAAGAGCAAGAAUACGAGCUCGACGCUGACGAGACGAGCGACGAAGGCCGCCAUGGCACAAAGGGCAAGCAGAGCGGGUCUGGCGGGACUGAGGCCGACAAUGGCAUGGACGCAGGCGCCAACGGUGCAUCCGAUGGCGCACAAACAGGCAUUCUGCCCCGGGAUAAACAGCGCAAAACGGCCUUCUACGAUCGCGCGUCCGAGAAACAAAUGAGCCACUCUGAGGCCAAGCAGUUUUUCCAACGCCAUCAGCUCGAAAGCCAAAGCGCCCUGUCACAAGACGGCUACAGCUCAGCCUACCCACCCAAGAGCUUCCCCGCUCACCUGGGCCUGGAAUCAGACGCUGUCAGUCGCACGGGGAGCUUGAGGUCGCACCGUAGCGCGCAUAAUCCUCCAAUCAACAGGGGAAACAGUUAUCGAUCGUCGCUACCCAUUGAGGUUGACGCCCCCACCGACAAAGCUGCCAGCAUUGCAGGUGGGCCGGCGCAAGGGUUUGAUGAUCCCGUCUACGCCCAUGCUCUCGUAGAAGAGGACCCUUUUCUCCAAGCCGAUCAGUCAGCUCGCGCACACAAUACCCAUCCUGGUCUUCCGCAUGAACAUAAGCCGCUGCUAGAAAUGCAAGGGAUACACGGAGCAGGCGCGGGAAUCGGGAUGGGCAGCGGUGCCGGAGGCUAUGCCGCAGAUGAUGCUAGCGUUACGGCCGAGCUCAUCAAUAUCUAUACCGAGAUUCAGAAGGUCCUCGACAUACGGCACAAGUACAUUCGACUGUCUCUUCAAGGCCAGUUCGACAACCCGAGGGAUGACCCCGCUUGGAGCAUCUACCCACCUCUGCCUGACCCCGCUUGGGACCAUGAGCGGUACAACACAAACACAAAUGGUCUCAACACCGGCGUCAACACUGGUGUCAAUACCGGCGUGAACAGCCUGAAUAACAGCAUCAUCUUGGAGAAACCGUCCCCUCCCAAAAUUCCAAAGCCCCCUAGGAAGGCUGGCGUGGACAUUGGAGAAGAUUUUGACAUGGAGGAGCAAUUGCCUAUGCCGGAGGUUUCAGAGAUGACUUUCAAGCUUGAUGAGAACAGCGUCUUCCAAGUUUACGAGACUGCGGCGUCAGCAGACCUCGAUCAACCGAUGGUGCGCAUUCCCGACAUCCGUGAGUACUACAUGGAUCUGGAUGAGAUUAUCAGUGUCUCUACCGAUGGGCCAAUCAAGAGUUUCGCGUUCCGGCGGCUACAGUAUCUUGAAGGGAAAUUCAAUCUGUACUAUCUUUUGAACGAGUAUCAGGAGAUUGCGGACAGCAAAAAAGUGCCCCACAGAGACUUUUACAACGUCCGAAAGGUCGACACUCACGUCCACCAUUCUGCUUGUAUGAACCAGAAGCAUCUGCUGCGUUUCAUCAAGAGCAAGAUGAAGAAGUGCCCUGACGAGGUCGUUUUGUACAGAGAUGGCAAGCAUCUGACCUUGAGAGAGGUCUUUGAAAGUAUCAAUCUGACGGCAUACGACCUUAGUAUUGAUACCCUUGAUAUGCAUGCCCACACCGACAGUUUCCAUCGUUUCGACAAAUUCAACUUGAAAUACAAUCCUGUGGGAGAGUCCCGACUUCGUACCAUUUUCUUGAAGACCGACAAUUUCAUCCACGGUCGUUACCUUGCGGAGAUCACCAAGGAGGUUAUGUCUGAUCUUGAAUCCAGCAAGUAUCAGAUGGUGGAAUGGCGAAUCUCCAUCUACGGCCGUGAUCUGGAUGAAUGGGACAAACUGGCUGCUUGGGUCGUCGACAACAAGCUGUUCUCGCCCAACGUGAGAUGGCUCAUACAGGUGCCACGUCUCUACGACGUUUACAAGGGCACUAGCCUGAUGGAGAACUUUGAGCAAAUUGUCGUCAACAUAUUCCAGCCUCUUUUCGAAGUCACCAAGGAUCCUUCAAGCCACCCGAAGCUGCAUAUCUUCCUCCAAAGAGUCAUUGGUUUUGACAGCGUCGACGACGAAAGCAAACCGGAGAGACGCCUUUACAGAAAGUUCCCUAAGCCAAGCAUGUGGAACACGAAGCAGAACCCACCUUACAGCUAUUGGUUGUACUACCUCUUCGCCAACAUCUCGUCGCUGAAUAUCUGGCGGAAGCAGCGUGGAUUCAACACAUUCCUUCUCCGGCCUCACUGUGGUGAAGCUGGUGAUACGGACCACUUAGCAGCGGCCGUACUUUGCUGUCAUAGUAUCAGUCACGGUCUUUUGCUCAGGAAAGUACCCCUGCUUCAGUAUGUGUUCUAUCUGGAGCAAAUUGGCAUCGCUAUGUCGCCAUUGAGUAACAACGCUCUGUUCUUGGCGUACGAGCGGAACCCCUUCCUGUCGUACUUCAAGCGUGGCCUUAACGUUUCGCUGUCUACGGACGAUCCGCUUCAAUUUGCUUUUACCAAGGAGCCACUCAUUGAAGAAUACUCUGUGGCAGCGCAGAUAUACAAGCUCAGCGCCGUGGACAUGUGCGAACUGGCCAAGAACUCUGUUCAACAGAGCGGAUUCGAACAUAUUGUCAAGCAACGUUGGCUUGGUGCCAAUUACCACCUGCCUGGAGUAUCUGGAAAUGACAUGGCCAAGGUCAACGUGCCUAAUAUCCGGGAAGCCUUCCGUCACGAGACGUUACAAGCCGAGCUUUCCAUGAUAUCGCGAUACACGAGUACAGCUGAAACCGAGCCCGUGACGGCAGACAACCUUGAACCCAGAACGCCACCCGAGCAAACCAAUCCGGAAAUAGUCGCUGCAUCUCCCACUGCUUCCAUGCGCACUAAUAUGUCGGCUGCCAAUGUCGACUCUGCCAGGCUCUUCUCUGGUCUUCCGCCGACAGCUGUCCCGCAAAAAUCCCCCGCCAAUGGAAAGAGUGGCCUUUUCCCUGUGGCCUCGCAUGGGGACUUGGCAAGCCAAAACCCGAGCUCAAAGAAGAGGGGGUCGAGCCUGCUUAUGGACAUCACCCGCAAGACGGGCCGUUCUUCUUCUAUGGUUGCGCACUCGCCCUCGGUCGUGCCGAUGCCUCAACCAACCAUUGCACCCCCUCUCAGUCCGCAACCAAGCACGACCUCGGCGCCAUCAUCACACGCUCCCAACCCAAUGAGCCUAGGAGAACCGAGGCUUUUCCCUGGCGUGGUCAGCAGAAGGCGUCGUAGCAGCGCACAGCCAAGGAGUGCGCGGGAAUCGUUUAGCAAUUCCGGGGCUGAGGGUACAUUGGCAGCGCUCAGGAAGAGCGUGACGUCUGCACCGACAGAUGGAGAUGCGAGUGUGGUUGAAGACCCGUUGGAAGAGGAGGACAGCGAAGAGCAAUGAAGUUUAGAGGAUGAAACGCGUCAUGGUGAAGGAGCAUUUGGAGGCCCAUGAGGAUUGGAGUCAUUUCGCUGUGAGUCAGGUAUUUGACUGAGAGUAGGUUGAUGACUCAUUAGAUGAAUUGCAGCGCUUCGUUUGUAGCUGAAGGUUGUUGAAAGGAUUUCGAUCUAGGAAAUUGACGCCCGA